This is a messenger RNA of Anopheles maculipalpis, 2127 nucleotides long. RefSeq lists its product as uncharacterized. Gene Ontology annotation, cellular component: plasma membrane. NCBI's taxonomy places the organism in Eukaryota, Metazoa, Arthropoda, Insecta, Diptera, Culicidae. Bases 25 to 2127 code for a protein of 700 amino acids. Gene Ontology annotation, molecular function: protein binding; protein kinase activity; ATP binding. The transcript is spliced from 2 exons. Gene Ontology annotation, biological process: protein phosphorylation; signal transduction. The record is from RefSeq and is a predicted model, not a curated record.
GUUGGCUGAUGGUUUACCGAAAUCAUGCACCGGAACAUGGAGAUUCGUCACAUGGCGUUCCACCUGGAAACGUUGGCACAUAUCCUAGAUACCAGCGAAGGAUGGCGCGAUUUUCUGUACAUGAUUCCGCACAGCCUAGACGACCUUACCAAGGAGAAGUACACGCUCAAAUAUACCGGACUAAAUGAGAGCAUUCUCGAGACGGAAAGUCAAAAAAGUAACACAUCUCCAGCCAAGCUGCUCCUCGACGAAUGGGCUGUGUCCGGACAGGUGCGACCGACGGUUGACCACUUGCUAACGUUGCUGGUGCGUGCGAAACAAAUCCGUGCUGCAGAAUAUUUGACCACCUUGCUGAAGGAGAAACCACCCGCUCGACCUAAAGAUGGCCCGGGAGCACCGAUCGAUGUGUCAUUGUCCGAUGAUUAUCAAACGGAAUCGUUGCUCAACGGAAUAAGCUAUCCAAGCUCGACCAUUUUGCAAAACAAUGUGGAAUCAGUGACGAUCGACAACAACAGGGAUUAUUACGAUAAAAUGUGCCCGAUGAAGCGGUUUGAGAUCAAAGAAAAGUCUUCGUCAAUUGCGGACGGAGAGUUGCUGGUGUUUUCUUCUAGCAAUAACAAUACUCACUCUUCCCCGGAUGCACCCGACGUACGCAAUCCGGUAUUGAUGGAGCGCUACCCUGAUCAGCAUCCCGGACCGUCGAGUCCAAGAAAAUCGGCAUUCAAACCUCACAAUACCCCGAUAGCAGAUGGUCCAAUAUCGGGCGACAGACUACCAAUGUUUUCGGCAUUGGGAAUCACAUCGAACGUUCUGAAUCAUCCACCGAAGGCUAAGUUGGAGUCUUCAAAACUUCAAAACAAUCGAAACUAUGAUCACAUAGCCAACGAGGUAGUCGAUCAAUAUACCCCAAAUCUGUCCAUAUUUGGCCGAAUGGAAGUUGAAAAGGAAGAUAAUACGACGCCUAAAGAACAGCGGGAAGAUAUUCCGGCAUUAUCGGCCUUAUUAGGAGACGCUUCGGACGGCCCACGAUCGGAGAUGCAUUCCAACAGUGCGAACAAUACUCAGGCCAGUGUUCCAAUGCUGUCAAUGUUGGGUUCAGAUUCCAGUACAGCCGACUCACCGGAAAGUGAAGCUAGCUCUUUAUCGGUUACACCACCCGUUAGCGAUUCCGUUAGCGAUAUGAUAAAAUUUUCAUCGCUCGCAAUAACGGUUGCAGAAUAUUCCUACAAUCUACUUCGCACCGCCACCGACGAUUUUAACACAUCACUAUUCACAAAUGGAAAUCUUCAAGCACCCGAUGGCCGGUCGAUUGGUGCCGGAGGUUUUGGAACAGUAUUUUUGGCACUCAAUCUCUCGCCCACCAUACCCGUCGCUGCAGUGAAACGGCUCGAUCCGGACAAAUACAAGUUUCGGGAAAAAUUUCAUCUCGAACGAGACAUACUGUCGAAGCAUUGCCAUGAGAAUGUGGUCAGUUUGCUGGGUUCCAGCUCGGAUGGUCCGUAUCUGUGCUUGGUUUACGAGUAUCUGAGGGAUGGUAACUUGGAAGUGGCUCUAUCGCUAGUACGAAGGAGGCAGCGACAAAUGGAGGGCAAAAUUCGAUUAAAGUAUCUGCAGGAUAUCGCCAAUGCUAUCGUAUUUCUGCACGAAAAGGCAAAAAUCAUUCACCGUGAUGUGAAAUCGGGAAACAUUCUGCUGGACGGUACGGUUGCUAAGUUAUGCGAUUUCGGGCUAAUCAAAUUGACCAGCUCACGUACGACGACCAGCAUUAUCGGUACGAAUGCGUACAUGGCACCGGAAGCGGUCCGUGGGGAUGUCUCGCCGGCGUUGGACAUUUUUGCAUUCGGUAUCGUUAUUGCUGAAACCGUCACCGGUGAACCGGUCCUAGCGGAGAAGGAAUCUCGCAGUGAAAUUGAUCUGGCUGGGUACAUCUGCCGUCAGCGAGCGGAAGGACGGGAUUUGGGUUCGCUCGUUGACAGGCGUGCCGCAAGUGGCAAUGAAGGAAUUCAUUGGUGUGAAGCCGGAAGGAAGCUGCUGGAGAUAGCGAUAAGGUGCAUGGGGGAAAAGUGGAGUCGACCAACGAGUAGUUCGCUAGCGGUCGCGAUACGUGAUGUACGGUUAGUGCCUUGA